This is a messenger RNA of Ochotona curzoniae (black-lipped pika), 1497 nucleotides long. RefSeq names its product sterile alpha motif domain containing 10 (gene SAMD10). Bases 69 to 665 code for a protein of 198 amino acids. The record is from RefSeq and is a predicted model, not a curated record. Gene Ontology annotation, biological process: cell surface receptor protein tyrosine kinase signaling pathway. Lineage: Eukaryota; Metazoa; Chordata; Mammalia; Lagomorpha; Ochotonidae. Gene Ontology annotation, molecular function: protein binding. Gene Ontology annotation, cellular component: cytoplasmic side of plasma membrane. The transcript is spliced from 5 exons.
GCGCUCCCCGCCGGCCACACCGGCCGCCUGCGCGGCCAGGGGCGUUCGCGGGCGGCGCCGCGGGCCCCAUGUUCGGCGAGCUGAGGACCAAGCGAAGCCCCCCGCGAGGCCGCGCCGGGGCUGUGCGCGCGGGCUUCGGGGAGCACCGGGAUGUGGACGCCACUGCGCACUUCAGCUUCUGCCGGACCCUCCUGGAGCACACGGUGUCGGCAGAAAGCAUCCCCCGCCACCUGCCUCGGGCACCAGGCACCAGCCUCACGUGGCACCAUGACUCACGCAGCCAGAGACCCAUCAAGCUCCUACAGCAACCUGGCACAGAGGUCCCCCAGGGUCAGCUGUGCCUGGACCACUGCGGCCUGUACCAUACCAGCCCCUUGCCGGGUGGCCUGACACGACCUGUGGUGCUGUGGAGUCAGCAAGAGGUGUGCAAGUGGCUCAAGAAGUCUUGUCCGCAUAACUACCUCGUCUACGUGGAAGCCUUCUCCCAGCACGCCAUCACUGGACGGGCCUUGCUGCGGCUGAAUGCAGAGAAGCUGCAACGCAUGGGGCUGGCACAGGAGGCCCAAAGGCAGGAGGUGCUGCAGCAGGUGCUGCGUCUGCAGGUGCGUGAGGAGGGACGGAGCCUGCAGCUCCUCAGCCAAGCUUCCUUUGGGAACAUGUCCUAGCUGCUGCUGAGGCUCGGACCCCAGACCCCAGCACUGUGACCAAGGCCUGUGGCCAAGGAUGGCUCAGCUCCCCCUGGACGCUGCAGGAUGCUCAGUGGACUGGAGGGGACUCUGGGUGGGCUGGGGCCCCUCCUUCUGGCACCUGAACCCUGGCUCCCUAGUGCUCCUGACCACUUGAGGGGCAGCUGGCUAGGGCCAGGGUGGGUUUGGACAGCCCCUAGUCGGCUAGGUUCCUGCUGCAUCAGGAAGCUGGCCUGUUUGCUGCCCACAGGGGAUGCACUGUCUCCACACCCUUAGCUCCUUGCCCUUCCCCAUCCUUGCCCAGGGCCCAACAGGCCCAGCACAUAGUCAGGCUUACACUCCAUCUCCGAUUGCUCAUGGGAUCUGAGGCCAGCUGAGUCCAAACCGGCAAAGCCUCCAAGCUGAGAGGAGCCUGUCCAGGGAGCCCCCUCCCCAGGGCCUGAGGGGAAUCUCGCACUUAGCGCCUUCCCACCCAAGCUCUAGCCAGCACAUCUUCCCCCAAGGUGAUGUGGUCUUACCAGAGAGACUGGGGAGGGCCAUGCUCCCCUCCCCCAGGCAGUCCCACCCUCGUGUUCCUCUGGGACCCAGCCACAGUCAACCCAGUCCCCUCUGUGGCCCUGAGCUGGCCUCAGGGUGCGAACCUGGCUACCACAGGUCCCCUUGGCACCUCCAUUCUGUGCCUCCCAUGGGGAGCUCCCCACCGCAGUACCCAUGCUGUCAGCGCACCCCAGGACUCUCCUUGGCUCCCUCCUGUCCUGCCUACACCCCUCUCCUGCCCUUCCCCUUUGUGUUCACUUUUUAUACUGUGACA